Messenger RNA from Fraxinus pennsylvanica, 369 nucleotides. The record is from the annotation of a GenBank genome assembly. NCBI's taxonomy places the organism in Eukaryota, Viridiplantae, Streptophyta, Magnoliopsida, Lamiales, Oleaceae.
AUGUUGGGAACAUAUUUUGACACCUCCAAUAAUUUAAGGACCAACUUGACAGUUCUUAUUGGCCCCACUGUCGCCGCCGCCACCAUCACGACGACUGCAUUUGGUGAGCAGGAGAAUGGUUUUGGUAGAUUCGAAAUACUGGAUGAAAAAGACCCUAACAUGGUGGAAAUUGGCCAGUUUGUCAUUGAUGAACACAAGAAGUUGGAUAAUGCCACUUUGCAAUUUCAAAGUGUCGUCAAGGCUUUACGUGCCAUCUUGAAAUACAUUCUCGUCAUCCAAGCAGAGGAUGGGACGACUUCCAAGAAGUACAGGGUCAUAGUCGAGGAACAAGGGACCCAAAAGACUCUCAAUGACUUUGAGGAAACAUAG